AAUACCCUCCCAAGGCAGUAUCCAAGACCAUGACCCAAUGGAAGGGACCUCAGGUCAUCCAGCUAAUUCCAGCUCCAGGAAACCUGCACUAUGGGAACGUCCAGCUGUCCUCAGAGCCAUAAUCGUGGUUAUGACGGUCGUUGUCAUCGCUCUAGUAGCAGCUUUGAUAGUGGAAAAAUCUGGACAGCCUCCUCCAUGCCCCCCUGCUGCCUCCUGGUGCCCGGACGGCUGGAUCCGGAUCCAAGGGAAAUGUUACUAUUUUUCUACGCCCGAAGGGAACUGGACCUACAGCCGGAGCUUCUGCUCGUCACACGCUGCCUCCCUGGCCGGCAUUGAGAGUCUGCAGGAGCUGGUGAGAAGCCCGGAUAGAUGCUUU
This is a messenger RNA of Chrysemys picta bellii (western painted turtle), 376 nucleotides long. The record is from RefSeq and is a predicted model, not a curated record. NCBI's taxonomy places the organism in Eukaryota, Metazoa, Chordata, Testudines, Emydidae.